This is a messenger RNA of Athene cunicularia (burrowing owl), 3880 nucleotides long. RefSeq names its product AMP deaminase 1-like. The transcript is spliced from 18 exons. NCBI's taxonomy places the organism in Eukaryota, Metazoa, Chordata, Aves, Strigiformes, Strigidae. The record is from RefSeq and is a predicted model, not a curated record. The coding region runs from base 839 to 3634 and encodes 931 amino acids. Gene Ontology annotation, molecular function: AMP deaminase activity. Gene Ontology annotation, cellular component: cytosol. Gene Ontology annotation, biological process: IMP salvage; AMP metabolic process.
GAAGUUGAAUUUCAUGACUCCAGAAAAAGACCGGAAGUUGAAAGAUCCAGAUCUGUCUUUCUCAUCAGUACAAAAGUCUUAGGACCCAUGGCAGGGGUUAGACUUUAACUUCUUUUGCCAUGUAAUUAAAAUCAGGAUCACAUUUACUGUGUCCAGGGGCUGUGCUCUAUAUGGCCACAUAGCUGAUGAGGUGGAGCUCCGUGCCUCAGCAUGACACAUAGAAGCUUGGAAUGAGUUAACAACUGGAGUUGCUUUGUAUCGAUAUGGAAAUGACUAAGCAAGCUGCAUUCCUGAAGUGUUACUUAUUUUGAUAUAAAAUCUGUGGGUUUCGUACUGCCCGUGUGUUUCUGGCCAUCAGCAUGGCAGAGUUUUGUUCAGAAAAUCUUGGGGUUUAUUCUGGAGCUGAACAGAAUGGGGGUAGAUGAGAGCUCGGGAAGGGGUCCUUGCUGCUGUGGGGACUGUCCCCUCAUCCCUCCGGGACUGAGCUGGCACCUUUCCUGGACUUCGGAAGAUCAGAAACCGUGUUUUAUUUGGCUACCAACACAGGAGGCUUGGUGACAAGGAGGUCUCUUCGGUAGUUUAGAACUGCAGGCUCGUAAAAGGAGCGAAAGAUUGCUUCAGAACUGCAUGGGCUUGCCAAGUCAGUAUUUGCGUGUUCUUGUGCCUGUGGUGCAGCAGAAUAAGGUCGUGCUGCCUUUGGCCUUGCGGAGCUGACGCCCAGGGGCUCUUGGACACCGCUGGGUGCUUUGGAGCCUUGUGCCAGCUUGAUGUGUGCAGGGCACGGGCAGACCUGGACAAGGCUGGAGAUGGGGGGUUCGUAAGCACGUUGGCACUGGCCAUGCACCCAGCAGGGUCGGUGGACAGUGGCUUCUCCCGCUCUGCUGUGCAGACCCUCUCCCGCAGCCACUGCCGCAACAUCAAACAGAAGAUCUCCCAGUGGGAGGGGAGGACACAAGGGUGCUCCAGCAAGGAGAAGCAACAGCUGAAGGACUUUGGAGUGAAGUAUGAUCCCAGCUGUGAUGCUCUACCCAAAGUGAAGUCAGAACAUACGGAGAAAGGUGGGAAAACUAGGUCCAAAGAUCCAAGGAGCCUGGGCUUGGACUUCAGGGAAGAUGCACGGAGCUGCGUGCACACUGAUGACUGUGGUGACCUCAGACCUUCCCAGGCCAAAGAGGAAGGAGAGUGUCAAGCAGGCUUCCUGGACCCAGGGGUGACACUGCCCCCAGGGAACUUCUAUACCUCACAAGCUCUGUGGAGGAGAGCAGGUCCCCUUCUGCCUGGCAAAGCCCCACCAGUUCCCUUGGAGCUUCAGAGGAAGCAGGGGAGCUGUGGCUCCACAGGAGAACUUAAAGGAGUGGACUCUCUCUGCAGGGCAGAGAGGAGCUUGAAAAACAUUUACUCUGAGGCUGAGGGGCACAAGGAGGGGCCAGCUGCUGUCCCACCACCCAAGCCCCGUAGGACUUUUUGCUAUCUUGCAGAAAAGGGUGCUAGGAGCUGUAGCAAUCCCCGUGCUACCAGGGAACCUUCCCUGCAAAAGCAGCAUGGAGGAGACUUGGUGUUAUCCUCCAACAAUCCUGAGAAGAGAACAGCCAUCAGGAGGAUCAGAGGGAGAACCCAGAGGAAAUCUUUUGAGUUUGAGGACAUCCAGGGCUUCCGCAAGCGGAUGGCAACCACCAACUCCCACAGACUUCGAGAAGAGACAAAUGGCACUACAGGAUCCAGGCUUGUGUGCACACAGUCAGAAGACAACAUCUACGAGGACGUUAUCUGUCCUGCAAAAGAGAACCCCUAUGAAGAUAUCAGAGCGCUGCCCUUACCCCUGUGGAAGGUCCCGUCUGUCUGGAAGCUGCCGCCCCCCCGCAGCACUUGUCAGGCUCCCAAGCCUCUCCCUAAGCCUCCUUUCCUCAGUCGCAAGACUCUUGAGCUAAAGCCCUCCCAGACAGGUUUCCAAGGGAAAAGGCUGAAGGACACGACCCUGCCUGUCACACUGACCGAGUGGAAGCUGUUCCAAGCAGUAGAGGCUGCUAGCAGGAGAAAGAAUUUGCCCUGGCUGGUACUGAAAAUACAGGACAUCUUUGAUUCUAAGCGUGGAAAGAAGAGGGUGAGGUUGCUCAGCCCCACCGGGAGAGAAGUGCCUCCAGUGAAAGGUGAAACCAGUGGGAAUGAAAGUGAUACGGAAAAUCAGCCAAAAAGUCAGCACAGGAGCCUGCUGCAGGUGCCGUCCGCCUCCAGGAGGAACCCACACUACCAGACUUUGGAGAGGGAUUUGAUUGAGCUGCAGGAGCAGCGGCUCUUUGAGCUCUUUGUGGUGGUGUCGCUGCACAAGAAGGCAUCUGAGAUGAUGUACACGCCACAGAUCAUACAGCAGUUUCCCAGCAAGCCUGAACAUCCCUUCAGACAGUCAAAGGAUACUGAAGAGAGGCUAAAGGUCAUUCCCAGAUUCUGCUUUCCAGAUCCCAAAGACUGGUUUCCUGUAUCACACCUUAAAAGUGAAACAUUUUCUUUUGUGUUGACGGGGGAGGAUGGUAGCCGCUGGUUUGGGUACUGCAAGAAGCUCCUGCCCGAAGGGAAGGGGAAGCGGCUCCCUGAGGUGUACUGCAUCGUCAGCCACCUGGGCUGCUUCAACCUCUUCUCCAAGAUUUUAGAUGAAGUGGAGAAGAGGCGAGAGAUGUCUCCAGCCCUAGUGCACCCGUUCAUGCGCAGUGUAAUGGAGGCACCUUUCCCUGCUCCUGGACGAACAAUUACUGUGAGGAGCUUCCUGCCAGGAGCAGGAAAUGAGGUGAUGGAACUCUGCCGCCCGCUGGAUUCCCGACUCGAGCAUGUGGACUUUGAGUGCCUUUUUGAGUGUCUGAGUGUCUCUCACCUGAUCCGGGUCUUUGCCUCUCUCCUGCUGGAAAGGAGGGUGGUCUUUGUUGCUGACAACUUAAGCACUCUGUCUAAAUGUGGCCAUGCCGCAGUUGCAACGCUCUAUCCCUUCACUUGGCAACACACCUACAUUCCAGUCCUGCCGACUUCCAUGAUUGACAUUGUGUGCUCUCCGACCCCGUUCUUAAUUGGCAUUCUCUCCUGCUCAUUACCGCAGCUCCAGGACCUGCCCAUAGAAGAGGUUCUGAUUGUUGAUCUCUGUGCUGACAAGUUCUUGCAAGAGGUAUCAGAUGAAGAUGAGAUCCUGCCUCAUAAACUCCAGGCUGCACUUGUACAAAUCUUGGAAGAACGAAGUGAAAUCUUGUCACAUGAGCAGAGUGACACACAAGGUGACGUGCCUCUUAACUCCCUGGUCUCGGAAGCUUUUGUGCAGUUCUUUGUGGAGAUCGUUGGGCACUACUCCCUGCACAUGAAUGUCACAGAGAGAGGAGAGCGGGUGUUUCAGCGAGAGCCGUUCCGUAAAUCUCACGCGUCACGCAAUGUGCGUCACUUCUUGCACUUCUUCAUGGAAACGCAGAUGUUUGCAGGGUUCAUACAGGACCGAGAGCUAAGAAAGAGCGUGGUCAAAGGCCUUUUUGAGGUCCGUGCCUUGGAGUAUUUGGAGAGUAUUCCAGCGACGGAACCAACUGGAGUGAACAAAAUCCUUCGCAGCCUUGGUAAAGGGACACCCUUGCGUUUUGUUGGUUGGUUGGUUGGUUGGGAUUUUUAAAUAAAUUUAGGUAUUGAACAAGUAGUUGCAUGCGGAAGAGACCAGGGCCCAUUCCUUGCCUUGUGUUCCUUUUGUUUACAUUUGCCCCUUCAGGGGACGCUGAACACUUUGUAAGAUUUUUCUUUCAUUUUUAAGCUUUUGCAUCUUCAGAUGAAGUUUGUGCAAGCUGCCUAAUCUUAGAGCGCUCAGAGCCUGGUUCUUAACUCUGGGCUUGGCUGGGACACGUUACGGGGGCAGCCGUCGCCG